GAGAGGGAGUGGCCAAUGCGCCUGUCCGCUUCCCAGGCGAUUCCCAAAAUCCCAAAAUCCCGGAACCCCCCACCGUAACCUCCACCCAUCCAAAUCCACACGAACGGCGGACCAAGUCGCGAUUAUCCGCUGCCAGGGCACCCCAAUGUCUUGGCCCGGCCUUAUCCCUGGCUUUCACUUCCGGCACUCGGCAGCGACGACAACUACAGCAGCGAAGUGCCAGGUUUACCACUAGCACCAGCACCAGCACCAGCACCACCCCCACUUUCUACUUUCCCAUUUCACCAACCACCGCCGGUUAAGACCGCCCGGCGAUUGCAAAUCGGAAUGCUGCAUUCAGUGCUCCGGGGUUAGUGACUCGCAAUGGAAUUCGGCGGAGAUUCCAUCAGAUGCGCGACCCGGAUACGGAUAGGGAAGUCAUAGCCAUAGCCAUAGCCAUAGCCACAACCAUAGCCAUAGCCAUCGCACCCAGUGACCAUGAUUGUGAUGAGCAUCUGGUGCAGCAGCCUCAGCUUGAGCAGCCGCAGCCUGGCCAUCGCCGUCGUCGUCAGCGUGACUCUGCUCUACUUCUCCUACAGCUUCAACGCCUGCCUCUUGGCCAGCAUAAGUCGCAGUUUGCAGCAGAGCAACAUACGCAACCUGCUGGCACUCACCUCCUCGACCCGCAACGACACUAGUGACGAAGGCAACAGCAGCAGGAGCAGCAGAAGCAGCAACAACUCCUCCGUCUCCCCCGUCUCCCCCGUCUCCUCCAGCAGUGCUCCUCCAGCCCAGACGGUCACCAGCAGCCUGGAUGGGGCGCCCAAGUAUCAGCUGCUCCGGCAGCAGGGCCUCCGACCGUCGCGCCACCUGCCCGACACGCUCAUCAUCGGCGUGAAGAAGAGCGGGACGCGGGCGCUGCUCGAGUUCAUCCGCCUGCAUCCGGACGUCCGGGCCGCCGGCUCCGAGGUGCACUUCUUCGACAGGCACUAUCAGCGCGGCCUGCGCUGGUACCGCCACCACAUGCCGUACACCAUCGAGGGCCAGAUCACCAUGGAGAAGACGCCCAGCUACUUUGUCACCAAGGAGGUGCCGCAGCGCGUCUACCACAUGAAUCCGGCCACCAAAUUGCUGAUUGUGGUGCGGGAUCCGGUGACGCGGGCCAUUUCGGACUACACGCAGGCGGCGAGCAAGAAGGCGGACAUGAAGCGCUUCGAGCAGCUGGCCUUCGUCAACGGAAGCUACGCGGUGGUGGACACCAACUGGGGCCCGGUGAAGAUCGGGGUGUACGCCCGCUUCCUGGAGCGCUGGCUGCUCUACUUUCCGCUCUCGCAGCUGCUCUUCAUCAGCGGCGAGCGGCUGAUCAUGGACCCCGCCUACGAGAUCGGCCGCGUCCAGGACUUCCUCGGCCUGAAGCGCGUGGUCACCGAGAAGCACUUCUACUUCAACGCCACCAAGGGUUUCCCCUGCCUUUUCAAGUCGGAGGCCCGCUCCACGCCCCACUGUCUGGGCAAGACGAAGGGGCGGAACCACCCGCACAUCGAUCCCGGGGCCAUCGAGCGGCUGAGGGAGUUCUACCGGCCCUUUAACAACAAGUUCUACCAGCUGACCGGCAUCAACUUUUCCUGGCCAUAGGACAAGAGGCUGGUAUAUGGCCGGCAUGCGGUAAACCAAUGGAGUUAAAUUUAGAAAAAGGAGACAUUGUUGUUGCUGGCUAGGCAACGGACUGAUAUUGUUGAUUGCAUUUUUGAUACAUACAAUUGUACUUAUAUAUAGUAUAUACACACACGUAAACUUAGUGCUCAAUUAAUUGUAGCUUUAUCGGGAGACAAAUUCAACGAAGUGCGUCCUACACGAAGUAUGCACUCAAAAACAAUACGGUUCCUCUAUCCAAUUCAAAUGAAAAUCAACACACACUUUUCCCCACUAUACUCGAAAAUCACACACAUAUGCCUAAGAUAAUUAUGUGCAUUUAUAUACAAAUAGUGAACAAAUAGAGCUUACUACGAAAUUCCUACAGUCUCCUAUAUAGUAUAUAUUGAAUACAUAUUAUAUAAAUAGUUCCAAGAAUUUCAAUUGCAUGACUCAACCAAUACAAUUGCUUAGCUAAUUUCAAUUAAAACACAACCUAAAUAAAUCGA
Molecule: messenger RNA, 2120 nt
Organism: Drosophila elegans
Lineage: Eukaryota; Metazoa; Arthropoda; Insecta; Diptera; Drosophilidae
Gene: Hs3st-B
Product: heparan sulfate glucosamine 3-O-sulfotransferase 6
Exons: 4
Coding region: 478-1614 (378 amino acids)
Molecular function (GO): [heparan sulfate]-glucosamine 3-sulfotransferase activity
Source: RefSeq, a predicted model, not a curated record